GAUAAAUCCUUUCGCCCUGAUGCCCUACUUGGCCUAAUCCCUCAUCCUCACACACCCUGCAUAUUACACCUACACCCUAAAAAAACGCUCGCCCUUUGCUUCUCCACACCCGACAACCGCAACCAUGGGCUUCGGUGGUGCUGCAUUGAAGUUUGGCUCGACCGCCAUCUAUGCUCUCGAGUUCUGCUGCGCUGCAAUCAUCCUUGGCAUUUACAGCUACUUCCUGUCUGUACAGGCUGACCGCGAUGUCAACAUUCCAGUCUGGCAACAGGCCGUCACUGGUCUUUCCGGUGCUGUCGUCCUUUACGCCAUCUUUGCUGUCUUGUUGACUUGCUGCAUUGGCGGAAAGACAAUUUUUGCUAUGCUUGCAAUUCUCUUCAACCUCCUCUGCUGCGGUGCCAUGAUUGCCAUCGCUGUUCUGACCCGUGAUGGCGCACACAGCUGCUCUGGCAACGUAAAGACCCCUCUUGGCAACGGUCCUGCACGCUCAAAGCAAGGCUUUGGCUCCAACGGCCAGGGCAACCAGAUCACCUACUCUGCUUCUCUGGGCACCACUUGCAGGCUCAACACUGCCUGCUUUGCCGUCGCCAUUAUCGGUGCUUUCCUCUUUUUGCUCAGCGCCCUCCUCCAGGUAGCCCUCAUGCGCCACCACAAGAAGGAAAAGCGCUUCGGUCCUGGCCCUUCCAACGGCUACACCAAGGGCUCCGGCAUGAAGUUCUGGCAGCGCAGGAAGGCCAACAGGACCACUGGCAGCCGUGACCCUGAGGUUGCUGCCGUACCUGCUGCCACUGGUGGACUUGCUGCUCCUAAUGGUACCCACGACUACCGCCCUAGCCACGAUACCGCCUACACUGGCUCAACCGUCGCAUCUCCUAACGCCGGCUAUGACAGCCAUAAGCCUGUUGGCUCCGGUUACCACACCGCCCCUGCUGGAAACUACGCUAUCAACGGUAACACCACCACCUACGGAAACACAGCUACCAACUACUAAGCGAAACAAAUACAUCAAAUACUAGUCAAUGUGCUCUCCAGCGCAAAAUUUCCUUAACUGUACUUAACGACUUUGACGCAUUACACUAUACCACACGCAGGCGGAGACUGGAUUGGAAUGCAUGGCGGCAGAAUGCGACAGCCGAUGUAAACUUGUACGAUAGGGUGAUACGAAAUCUAAUAAUUAAUGACAAUAUCCAAACAACGA
Molecule: messenger RNA, 1198 nt
Organism: Bipolaris sorokiniana ND90Pr
Lineage: Eukaryota; Fungi; Ascomycota; Dothideomycetes; Pleosporales; Pleosporaceae
Exons: 2
Coding region: 125-991 (288 amino acids)
Source: RefSeq, a predicted model, not a curated record